GCAAAUUUCAAAGAAAAUAAAAUCGACGCGAAAAUGGCAGCGAUCUCUGCUUUGCAAGCGUAUGAAAGUGACGAAAGUGAUGAAGACAUUAGUGAUAAGGAGGCCCAUUCUGAAGAUGUAACGGCACAUCUUAGACCACUGGAAAAGAAUCGGACGGUUCAAUCACUGCAAGUGAAAUUACAGUUGAAUGCAGCACCAACUGUCGACGAAACGAGCGACUAUGGUACUAACCCUUACCAGCCCCUAGAUCCAUCUACAAAGACAGUGUCUUAUAAUCCUCAGUAUGAGCAGAUGUACAAGCCACAGGCUGGUCCUGCUAACCCCUUCAGGACUCAGCAACAGGCUGCUGCUAAGAAUACUCUAGCUGGUUACGUGGAACCUGCCCAUCUAAAUCCCUUCCAUUUUGAGAACCAGAGAAGAACAUUCUCAAGCUAUGGUUUUGCUGUUGAUCCCAGCACUGAGACGGGUGGGAAACAUAUUGUGUCCAAUAAAGAGGGAACCGAGCCGGAAGAAGGUAAAACAGUCUUUGAGUCGGUAGAGUUAAGGGAAGCUGACAAACGUAAGAGAGUGAAGAACAGAAAUGCUUCAGACAUCGAGGGCUUUGAGGGUCCUUGGGGGAAGUAUGUGGACGAGAAGACUGUAGCAAAGCCUUCUGAGGAAGAGCAGACAGAGUUAGAUGAGAUCCUUGCUAAGAGAGCUAAAAGAGGCAAGAAGGUGGAUGAUAAACCAGCAGAAGAGAAGACUACGCUGCACAUCAAGGAUGCCUACGACUACCAGGGUAGAUCCUACCUUCACAUACCCCAAGACCUGGACGUGGAUCUCAAGUCUGAGCUGCCUCCAGAGAAGUGCUACCUGCCCAAGAAGGCCAUCCACCAGUGGACCGGACACACCAAGGGCGUGGCAGCGAUCAGGCUCUUCCCUGGCUCCGGCCAUCUUCUGCUCUCCUGCGGGAUGGACAGUAAAAUCAAGAUUUGGGAGGUUUACAACCAGAGGAGAUUAGUCAGAACUUACACAGGUCACAAACAGGCCGUCAGAGAUAUAUGCUUCAACAACGAUGGAACAAAGUUUCUCAGUGCUGCCUACGAUCGUUACAUCAAGCUUUGGGACACAGAAACAGGGGAGUGUAUUGAGAAGUUUACGAGUCGUAAGGUUCCGUACUGUGUGAAGUUCAACCCAGAGGAGGACAAACAGCACAUCUUUGUGGCUGGCAUGUCAGACAAGAAAAUUGUACAGUGGGACAUAAGAAGCAACGAGAUCGUUCAGGAGUACGAUCGCCACUUGGGAGCCGUCAACACCAUCACGUUCGUCGAUAACAACAAACGCUUUGUGACGACCUCGGACGACAAGAGUCUGAGGGUGUGGGAAUGGGAUAUUCCUGUAGAUUUUAAGUACAUCGCAGACCCCAGCAUGCACAGUAUGCCCAGCGUCUCUCUCAGUCAUAAUGGUAAAUGGCUGGGUUGCCAGGCGAUGGACAAUCAGAUCGUGAUCUACAGCGCCAUCAACAGGUUCAGACAGAACAGGAAAAAGAUCUUCAAAGGUCACAUGGUUGCUGGUUAUGCCUGCCAGAUGGACUUUGCUCCUGAUAUGAGUUACGUUGUUUCUGGAGAUGCCGAUGGCAAAUUGAAUGUAUGGGACUGGAAGAGCACAAAACUGUACACGAAGCUGAAAGCGCACGACGGUGUGUGUAUCGGCUGUCUGUGGCAUCCGCAUGAAACAUCAAAAGUGAUAACGUGUGGCUGGGAUGGACUCAUCAAACUCUGGGACUGAGACAAUAACUGUGCAUUUUCAGUGAACUUGAAAGCUUUGAUGGAGACCAACUUUAUAUUCGAGUAUAUUGGACUGUGAAGGAGAAGUGCUCAUAUCCACAGGUUGGAGUUGCAGAAAGUUUGUCAGCUUAUAUUCUCAUCAUCACGCUGUACACCCUGACGCCAACUUGACGACCCGAAAGAAACAGAGACAGAUUUGUGAGCAUCAUCCUGUAUACACAGCACAUGUUCUCGUACAUUAUAUCAAAUGGUGCCAACAAGAAACUGAGUGUGUGGGACUACAUAAUGGAAAUAUUGGACAGUUGAGUUGGAGGCUGUUUGAGAUUUUCUGUCUGCAUAUAUAUAUAUAUAUAUAUGAAACGGGUGAAAUAUAGAUUUAGGUAGAUCUUGCCUAUAUUGGAGAUUUCCUGAAGUCCAUUCCAGCAAUUAGGUUUGGGGUCAUGUUUUACAUAAAUCUGUUUGAUCAGAAGCUUAAGCUUGAAUAAGAUUAUUUGACAGGUAUACAUGCAUUGUACAAUUAAUGCACUCUUCAUGCAUUGUCUUUAUACAAAUAGACAGCAUUACCAACAUUGCAAAAUGCAUGCUAACCAUAUAAUUUGAUUUCAAUUUCCAAUCAUAAAUAUCUUGUUAAUCAGACAGUCGAUCUGCUUUUAAAAUUCAUGGGGUUCCUGACUGACCUAAAGGUUUAUAAUUAUCAUUGUAGCAUGAGCUAAAUCCAGGAUUUUGUUUCAGAAUCUGAGACAAAGAGACCCAAUCCCUUCAAAAUGAUUCACACAAAGUCUUUUUUAGGAUUCUGGCAUAGACAUGUAUUAUUUACAGACUUCACCAGUACCAACUGUGUCUCAUACUCUAGGUUUAUUCUCUCAUGUAAAACCCCAUAUAUAUAAUUGACAUUGCAAUCAAUACAUACAAACUUUGAGUUAAGUAUGGGCCUAAGAAACCUGACUAAUAAUGCAGGAAAUGUUAAAGGGGGGUGUAGCAUGGCAAAUACUGAUUAACGCCAUCUACGACUGACAGACUGAAGUUCUCUUCAUGCUUCGGUUUCGCAUAUGUUGCAUGCACGUGAAUACUGCAGUCGCGUUGUCCGUAGUCGUAUUAUACCUGAUUGGUCCCAAGUCAGGCCACGGGAAAGACACAUAGUCUCGUCAUGCUACACCCCUUUUAAGAGGACUUGAAAACCACUGAUUAAUACUUUGCAGCCAUGUUGAAUUUCAUACCUUUGGCUUCCAAGAGAAUGGCGUUAAUUAUUUAAUGACAUGUGCUUGAAAGGUCAAUUUUCAAUUUUAAUUCGUUCCAAUAGUCCCAUAUCACCAGAAUGCCCUAAUCAGUGCUUGUAAUAUAAAUCAGGGUUCAGUGACACAAAGAUGAACUCCAUAUUUUACCAAAAUGAGUGUUUGAUAUCAAACUGUGGGCUUUCCAGGUAACACAAAAACUCAACUCCACCCAACACCCCAUUGAAGUCAAUGGCUAGUGAAACAUAGACUUAAAGCCCAAGUGGACCUCUAUCUUUAAACCCCUUUUUCUCAAAAAUGGCCAAAGUGGAGUCACGUCUUUGUGUCACUGACCCCUCAAAAUGUAUUUAUUUGUUUACUGGGCAGUCAUAAAUUGAAGGACAUUAUUGAUGAUAUAAAUUGAGUAAAAGAACAUUGAUACCAUGUGCAGGCGGUUAGAUGAUAAUACUUGUACAAUAUUUUGUAUUAAAAACUAUGUUUUUACUAGUAAACA
Strongylocentrotus purpuratus (purple sea urchin) is the source of this 3491-nucleotide messenger RNA. RefSeq names its product pre-mRNA-processing factor 17-like. Gene Ontology annotation, cellular component: catalytic step 2 spliceosome. Gene Ontology annotation, molecular function: mRNA binding; protein binding. Bases 34 to 1767 code for a protein of 577 amino acids. Gene Ontology annotation, biological process: mRNA splicing, via spliceosome. The record is from RefSeq and is a predicted model, not a curated record. The transcript is spliced from 12 exons. Lineage: Eukaryota; Metazoa; Echinodermata; Echinoidea; Camarodonta; Strongylocentrotidae.